GCUGCCUCUCAGUGAACCUUCCCUGAAUAAAUAAAGGUUAAAAAAAAUGUAUAAUGUCUGUCCAAAGAGUCUUGCUCAAAAGUGUGCCAAGUAACAGUGUAAAAAUAAGAAACCGUUUUUACAUCAGCAAUGACCGAUGGAACUUACUUAGACAAAAACAAUCUGUACUGCACAGUACAGCAGCACUUUAAGGCAAUCUCCCAUCCAACCCUCCCACCCGACUCGACUCCAGCUUCCUUCCUCAUUAGGCCCUGCCCACUGAUUCUAGGAUUACUGCCAUCCCCUGUUGCAAUUGACGGAAAAGAAAAGAACAAAAAGCAAAUCAAGGUGACUGUACCACGUUUUGUUUUCGUCAAAUGUCAGCUGGAUCAGCACAAUGUACAUCUCUUUGUUUCUUCUCUUCCUCCUUAUAGGUUCAACUUCUACCAAAGGAUCAGGGAAUUUCGGCAUUUUUACAGCUUGCAUCGAUAACAACAACCUCAGGUUGGAAUGCUAUUAUCCAGGAUGUCAAGACUCUCCACCAUACACCUGUGUAUUUAUGACAUCAAACGGGUCCCUGCCAGCUAACCCAUCCAAGCUGUGCAAGCUUUGUCUCCUAAACCAUCCUGUGCUAUACGCCAAUAAAACCAUGAACUACAGCUGCAUACUGACGCGAAGAAACAGGCGAGAAGAGAAGCAAAUUACCAUAGACUACAGCAUACUUAAGGGAAACCAGGGACACAUCUCACCCUGUUCUGGCACCACAGGCUACCUGCUACAUCGAUCUCCACCCUUACUGUGGCCUGUGGUGAUUCUGUCUCUGUGGAGGGUCCUCGGUAGCCAGACAACAUGAGGGAUUAGUUGUGGAAGCUUUGACUAACCUAAAUGUAUUCAUUUUCUUUGAUGAACUAAAUAAAUCUAUAUCCAGAUUUCUAUGGAAAGGCAAAUCCUCUAGAGUUAACCUUUAAACCCUUCGGGCCUCAAAGCCAAAGGAUGAUUUAAUCUUCUCAAUUUUAAAUGUUAUUACCUUGCAGUUUAAUUGCGUUCAGUAUGUGCUGAUUGCACUCUGAGGACAACGAGGCAAGACAUCACUUAAAGGGUGUUUCCAUAAAAGCACUUCCUUUUCCUAGUCACUAUGAACUAUUACCAAGAAUCCUAUUAUUUUAAACUCCUUCCUGCAUGGCAAAAUGCCCACACUAUCAUAUGGAAUAACCCCAACAUCCUAUUGCAGAUGGAACAGUAAAAAACUGGGUUUAAUAGCAGCAUAGAAACAGUUGAAGAUUUACACGUCCAAGAUAACUUCCCAAAUGUUUGACAAUUAACUGAAAAUUUAGGCUACCAAAUCAUAAUUUAUUUAAAUUUUCAAAUUAGACAUUGGGUCCGCAAUUUCUAAUAUUCGAAACAGCAACUUCCCAAUCUAUGAUAAUCAAGAUCUUCAAUGCAUUUACAAUGAUGAUGAUUAGUGUAAUAUCCUCGAAAAAACUGAAACUUCAUCUGACCCUAUAGGGUCUGGAUAUAUAUUGGGAGACAUACAAGGACCUAAAGUGAGCCGUAGUAAAAAAAAAAUACUAUUACCGCAUGUAUGCGUGCACAGCUGGGAAAAAGUUUAUUCUAGCCUACAAAACUGUAAAUCUGAAAGUUCUCCAUCGAAUUGGUAAUAGUUAAAUUUACAUCUUAUAGUACACCUGAAAAGAUAUGUCCUUUCAUCUUUUUGCCCUUACUAUCAUCAUUACACCUCCCUGGCUAGUGAAGUAGUAUGCAAAUGUCUCUACUCAAUGCUGUAAUAUGUUGUAUUUAUCUUUUCAAAGAGAACUAUUUGCAUAGUUUACUGUUAGGGCAACAGGACCUGUAAGGUAUCAGACAGACACUUUUGACAAUAUAACACUAUUGACAACGUAAAAUUCAAGAUAUAGCAACAUUAAAUGCAACUUAUGAUGAAUCUCAAAAGAAGCAUUACAACGUGUUUGUAACCCCAAAUUCAAUACAUUCACAUAAAACAAUGUGUGGGGUGCACCCGUGGCUUAGGAGUUAAGACGGCGACCACGAACCACAACGUCUCCUGUUCGAGUUGAGGCCGGGGAACUUUGUUGUGUCUUUCUCUCUCUCAUUUGCUGUUGUGUCUCUAUUUAACA
This is a messenger RNA of Perca flavescens (yellow perch), 2111 nucleotides long. RefSeq lists its product as uncharacterized. Lineage: Eukaryota; Metazoa; Chordata; Actinopteri; Perciformes; Percidae. Bases 377 to 832 code for a protein of 151 amino acids. The transcript is spliced from 5 exons. The record is from RefSeq and is a predicted model, not a curated record.